Messenger RNA from Rana temporaria (common frog), 1591 nucleotides. RefSeq names its product gastrula zinc finger protein XlCGF52.1-like. Gene Ontology annotation, biological process: negative regulation of transcription by RNA polymerase II. The record is from RefSeq and is a predicted model, not a curated record. Lineage: Eukaryota; Metazoa; Chordata; Amphibia; Anura; Ranidae. The transcript has 3 exons. Gene Ontology annotation, molecular function: DNA-binding transcription repressor activity, RNA polymerase II-specific. Bases 55 to 1296 code for a protein of 413 amino acids.
ACACAGGAAGGUCACACCAUCCCUCACCAUCAUCAGGGUGAAGAUCUGCUUAACAUGAAAGUUGAGGGUGAAGUAGAAAAGAAGCAUGUGAGGGAUGAUCAGCAACAUAUGGAGGAGGUUUGGAUGACGAGGAUAUUCAAAGAGGAGGACACUCCUACAGAUAUCAGCACAGGACACGCCAGCGAGAUACUCUCCAAGGAUCGUCUCGCCUUAUCUCCAGUUUGUAAAAUGGAAGAUGAGGACAUCACACCAGAUUGUCUUUUCUCCUACCCAAUGAACUCAACAAGCAAUGAUGGCUUUCACAGAGUGGAUAGACCAUCGAACCCCCCUGACUCUGAGCGGCUAUAUAUUACGGGGGAUGGUGUUAGAAUCAAGGGAGAGAAGAGUUCUUAUCCUGAUUAUGGGGAAAAUUUGAAUUCUGAUUUAGGUCUUAAUGCGCAUAAAAGCUCAGACGAGCUAUAUACCUGUUCUGAGUGUGGGCAUUGUGCACAAAAAUCAGAACUCGCCAUUCACUACAAUUCUCUUACAAAGGAGAGGUUAUAUUCCUGUCCUGAGUGCGGGAAAGAUUUUUCAGAGACGUCCCAUUUUCACACGGAGAGGUUUCAAAUAGGUGACAAGCCAUUUUCCUGCGCUGAGUGUGGGAAAUGUUUUUCAGGGAAGGCCUACCUUAUGGUACAUCUGAGAUCUCACACAGGGGAGAGGCCUUUUUCCUGCACAGAGUGUGGGAAAGGGUUUUCACGGAAGUCCAUUCUUAACAUGCAUCGGAGAUCUCACACGGGGGAUAGACCAUAUGCCUGCCCUGAGUGCGGGAAAUGUUUUUUACAGAAAAAGCAUCUUAACACGCAUCAAAAGUCUCACACGGGUGAGAAGCCGCAUUCCUGCCUUGAGUGCGGGAAAUGUUUUUCGGAGAAGUCACCUCUUCGUAGACAUCAGAGGAUUCACACUGGGGAGAGGCCAUAUUCCUGCCCCGAGUGCUGGAAAUCUUUUGCACAGAAAUCAGACCUUGAUAGACAUCAAAGAUCUCACAGAGGGGAGAAGCCGUAUUCCUGCUCCGAGUGCGGGAAAUGUUUUUCAGAGAAGUCCAGCCUUAACAAACACCAGAGGACUCACUUGGGAGAGAAGCCGUAUUCUUGCCCUGAGUGCGGAAAAUGUUUUGCACAGAAAUCAGAUGUUGGUAGACAUCAGAGAUCCCACAGAGGGGAGAAACCGUUUUCAUGCCCUCAGUGCUGGAAAUGUUUUUCACAGAAGGCCAAUCUUUAUAAACAUCAGAGGGCUCACUUGGCUGCGAAAAUGUAAUCCUGUUCUGAAGUGCGUGAAUUUGUUUUAUAGACCUCUUAACUUUAUGAAGAUCAGAGAUUUUAGACAGGGAGAGAGAAGCCACAUUUCUUGCCUUGAGUGGAGGAAAUGUCUUCUUUUCUGAAUCAUAUUUUGCUGUACAUCAGAGAUCUCAUACUGGGAAGAAGCACACCUUCAUACUGUAUGCUCUUUCAUUCUUCAUAAUACCGUGUUUCUCCAAAAAAAUAAGACCUAGUGUUAUAUUCCAGGAGGGCUGCAAUAUAAGUCCUACCCUGAAAAUAAGCCCUAGUUUAAA